Frieseomelitta varia is the source of this 1484-nucleotide messenger RNA. RefSeq names its product snurportin-1 (gene Snup). The record is from RefSeq and is a predicted model, not a curated record. The coding region runs from base 131 to 1144 and encodes 337 amino acids. Gene Ontology annotation, cellular component: nucleus; cytoplasm. Gene Ontology annotation, biological process: snRNA import into nucleus. The transcript is spliced from 5 exons. NCBI's taxonomy places the organism in Eukaryota, Metazoa, Arthropoda, Insecta, Hymenoptera, Apidae.
AAUUUACUACAGAAAUAUAUUUGGACAGCUUUGUCCAAAAUUUUAUAUCAAGUAAAAGUUUUUUAAUAAUACCAUAUAUAACAUCUUUUUGUUGUGUAAUUUAAGUUUCAUAUGGUAAAUUGAUACAGUUAUGGCAACUGAGUUGAAGGAUAAUUUAAUAGAUACAUACGAAAAAGAAAAUAGUAAUCCACGUGCUGUAUUUUAUAAAAAACCAAUUAAAAAAGAUAAUUACAACUUGGAUGUAGAUAACAUUGACACUUUUCAAGAAAUCAGACGUCUGAGAUUGCUGCAAUUUCAAAAAAAAUGUCGAGAUAUUGCAUUUAAUGUUGGAAGAGGUAUAUUAGAGAAAGCAUUUAAUUCUGAAGAUGAAUGCGAGGAAGAGAUGGAAACUCAAGAAACUGAUAAGAAGAAAUAUCAUUCCUUUAAACGUAAUAAGAAUUAUGCAAAUCAAUUAAUGAUGUCUGAAUGGAUGUUGGAAGUACCUCAAGAUCUUUUAGAAAAAUGGAUUAUAGUUCCAUGUCCACAAGGAAAAAGAACUUUAUUAGUAGCAUGUAAAGGCAUAACGAAAGCAUAUAACAAACGAGGUAAUAAUUUGAGUAAAUUCUGUUCAGCACUUCCUGGUGGUAAUUCAUUUGAACAUAGAAGUAAUUGUACUAUUCUUGAUUGUUUAUGGAUAAAACAACAAAAGAUAUAUUAUAUAUUAGAUGUACUUGCGUGGUGCAAUCAGUCUUUAAUAAACUGUGAUACUGAAUUUAGGUUCUUUUGGUUAAGAACAAAAUUACAAGAAAUUGAAGAAUUGCACACAAGAGAUACAUAUAGAAAUAAUUAUCCUAUGUUAUCUUUACCAAAUAUCAGUUGUAAUACUGAUAUAAGUUUAGCAUUAGCAAAUCUUUCCAAUUUAUAUCCUUUAGAUGGUUUAUUAUUUUAUCAUAAAGAUGGACAAUAUACUAAAGGUCGUACACCACUUGUAACGUGGUUAAAACCUUUUAUGUUACCUGAAGUACUUGGUGUUUCCAUGCCAUCACCACUUGAUGAACAACCUGAUGGUUACAUAGAUUUUGUACAUUAUAUCUUUAACAGUCGAACUAAGAAAAGAAAGGAAGAAUCAAAAAAUCAAAUGGAUAUUGCAGAUGAAAAUUCCUAAAAUUUUUCUUUUUAUUUAUAUAAACGAGCUUCUUAAAAAAAGAAGUGAAUUACAAUUAAUAAAAUAUAAAAGAUAUUAAUAGUACUAUAUUUUACGAAUAUAAUUUGCAUUAUGUUAUACAAAUUGAUUGGCAAUAGUAUUUGAAAUUUAACAAUAAUGUUUUACACAAUCUGUGAUGUUUUAAAACUUAGAAAACUACAUUAAAAACAAAAUAAAUACACAUAUUGCAGAAAGACUGUUAUAAACAUUACCAAUAUGUUACAAAAUUUAAAUUUCAAGAUUUAAUGUGUGAAACGUAUCAAGGGCUUUUUCGUUUAAAUAUAACAGAAUACGAUUCAUA